Messenger RNA from Salvia miltiorrhiza (redroot sage), 678 nucleotides. RefSeq lists its product as uncharacterized. The record is from RefSeq and is a predicted model, not a curated record. The transcript has 2 exons. Bases 1 to 678 code for a protein of 225 amino acids. Lineage: Eukaryota; Viridiplantae; Streptophyta; Magnoliopsida; Lamiales; Lamiaceae.
AUGUCGCAGACCAGCGUGUUGUCAUCAUCUGGUGAUUGCGACAGAGCGGGCCUUGAAGGAAUAAAUUUGAACGCUCAAUUUGCGGUGACGACCGACCCCAAGGUGGAGGAGAUAGCCUCCAUUCUGCCGUCUACCAAACAAAGAGGCGGCUACACCCCGGCGGAGACGACACUCGUGUGUCGUUUGUAUGCGGAGGCCACAUGCAACUCGAUCAAAGGCGCUGACCAAAAAGGAGCAUGCUAUUGGGGCGAUAUCCUCAUGAAAUACAAUGCUCAACAGCCCCCAGGCACGAUCCAACGCGAUGUGAGGCAAAUAAAGUCUCACUUUCAACGCGUCCAAAAGGACGUGAAGUUGUGGGAAGCCAUCUACGACAAGUGUUGGGAAAAUUGGGGCUCCGGCAUGAGCUACGAGCAAAUCACCACCCAAGCAACACAAAUGUAUGCUUUCGAGCACGAGUGUAUAUUCAAGUAUCCUCAUGCGUGGCAUGUGCUUCACGAAUGUCAAAAAUUCGUGACGAUUGGCGAGGAUGUUCACUCCUCCAAACAGUUAAAGGUCUCGGAUGGUCGCCAUACGACCACCUCUAGCGAGCCAAGUAUCUACACAAGGCCCCAAUGCCAAAAGGAGGCGAAGAAAGAUAAAGGGAAGAAGAAGACGGAAUCAUCCGACGAGCAAACUUAG